AUGAACACGGACACGAUCAUCCGCGACAACGCGGCGUACCUCGCGAGCGCGGGACAGGCGCGUUCUAGCUGGAGCCCUGACACGGUCCCGGACGGCAAGAGCAGCAAGGGGCGGAUGCUGGAGGGGUACCUGCAAAACGCGGAGCGUUGCGUCGUCAAAGAGGGCUACGGCGCGUUCAAUGAGAUGGACGCGGAGACGAGGAAGGAGUGGAAGGCGAUCUCGUGCACGCAAGGGCUCGUGUCUCCGGCGGAUCCGAUGUGA
Messenger RNA from Micromonas pusilla CCMP1545, 261 nucleotides. RefSeq lists its product as uncharacterized. The record is from RefSeq and is a predicted model, not a curated record. The transcript has 2 exons. Bases 1 to 261 code for a protein of 86 amino acids. NCBI's taxonomy places the organism in Eukaryota, Viridiplantae, Chlorophyta, Mamiellophyceae, Mamiellales, Mamiellaceae.